Messenger RNA from Plasmodium gallinaceum, 2844 nucleotides. RefSeq lists its product as hypothetical. Bases 1 to 2844 code for a protein of 947 amino acids. The record is from RefSeq and is a predicted model, not a curated record. NCBI's taxonomy places the organism in Eukaryota, Apicomplexa, Aconoidasida, Haemosporida, Plasmodiidae. The transcript has 9 exons.
AUGUUAUACAUAAAUUGUUUUUACUACAUAAUUCAAUUUUUUAUAUUAAUUAACAUUUGUAUAUCACAAGAAGAACAAAGAGAUGGAAAAACUAAUUCGUCUAUAAAAAAAAAAAGUUCAAUAAAAAAAUCCAAAAUUGAUAAUCCCACGUUAGAAGAAAUAGUAAACAAAGAAAAUUCAGGGGAUGAUAAAUUACUCCCUCAUCAAAAUGUUUUCAGUGAAGCACAAAUCAAACCAUCAACUUCAUAUGGUGAUGCUAAUUCUCCUUUAGAACAGACACAUUCUACUAUUCAAACUAAGGAUAUUAUUUCUGAAAAAGGAAAUAUAGAACAUACAGAAAAUUUUGAAAAAAAUGGAAAAUUCAAAUUAUAUAGUGUUCUAUCGGAAUUACAAGAAACGCUCAUUCAUUUGCAGAAAGAACUUCACCAUUCACCUGGAGAAGGAGAAUGUUCAACUGUUCUUCAUGAAGGUAUAUCGUCUGAAAUAAAAAGCAUAUUUCAAAUGGAAAAUUUAGAUGAAAAUGAAGUAAUUAUGUUUCAAGAUAUUUUUUUUGAGUUACAAAGUACUCUCCUUCAUCUGCAAAAACAAUUGAAUGAUCAUCUUUUAGAACGGGCAUUUCUAAAUGUUUGUGAAAAAUCUUCCAGUAAUGGAAUGAGUAUAUCCUCAGAAAAUUCUGAGCAGAAUAUACUUAAUUUAAAAAAUUUUUUUGGUGAGAUGGAAAAUAUAGCUUCUAAUCUUCAAAUAAAACCAUAUAGUUUGCCUUUAGAAAGUCAUGAAAAUAUGCCUUCUAAUAUGGGAGAGUUAAUGGAAACAACAUAUGAAGAUGAUGAUGAAUUAGUUGAAUUACAAAAUAUUCUUCGUGAGUUAGAAAACACACCACCCUAUUUAGUAAAGGAAGCUCAUAAUUCUCCAUUCGAACAGCAAUGUUCAACUAUUAAUGAUGAAGAAAUUCCUCCAAAUAUAGAUGAUAUAAUAUUUGCAGAACAUUCAGGACAAGGUGAACUCCUUAAUGUAGAGAAUUUUCUCUGUGAAUUGAGUAAUACACCCAUUGAUUUUCAAGAAGGAUCUCUUAGCUCAUCUACCGAAGAGCAAUUAUCAGAUAAUAGUUCUGAAAAUAGUCCUACAACAAGUCCUAUGCAAACGGAAGAUGUAGAGAAAGAUAAUAUAACGGAUGCACAAGAUUUCCAUAGUUUACUCACAAAAAAGGAAGAAACAUGUGAUCCUCCUGGUAAUAGUUUACAUAUGAAAUUAAGGAAAAGAAAAUAUGAAGGCGAAGAAGAUAAAGAAGACAAAGAAGAUAAAUUAAAAAAGCAAAAAACAGAUAAUACAGAAGAUGAUAAUAAAGAAAAAAAUAUUGAUAAUGAUCCUAAUACUUCAAAAUGUAAUGUAAGUAAUUCAAAUGAUGAAAUGAAUCAUCCUGAAAAUUAUAGUAAAUUUCUUCAAUAUAUUAUGGAAAACGUUUUUGAAACAAAAUUAACCCACUUAUAUGAUGGUGUAGCUCCUAAUUUACAAAAUAUAUAUGAUAAUUUAAAAAGCAGAAACAAUAAAUUAAUAAAAAUAAUUAAUGAAAAUAUUCAUUCAUUGAAAGAAUCUAUUAUAAAAGAAAUGAAAAAUGUUAAUAAAGCAGAUAUAGAUGAAAUGAAUAGACAUUGUGCUAAAUUCUCUGCGAAUGCUAAUAAUUCAGGAGAAAAUGUUGAUAUUUUUAUUCUAUCAUUCGGUAAACGUAUAAAAUGUAAUUUUAAUAAUCUAAAAAAAGUGAGUAACAAUGUAAAGCUCCUUUUAAAUAAUAUAAAAGAUUUUAAACUUAAAAUUUAUAUUUUGAAAGAAAUAAGUGAAAUGGCAUUAAAAAUUGCAAAAAAUUUGACCCAUAAUUUUAUUUAUUUAGUUCCUCAAAUAUUACCAGAGAAAAACUCAGAAGCUUUGUGUAAAAUUUUAGACGAUAUAGAAAAUAUUAUAGUUGAAAAUGAAAAAUCAAUUAAAAAUGGAUUUUUAUUAACAGAUAUUACUAAAAUAAAAAGUGUUCAACAAAAUAUUAUUCUUUCUAGAAAUAAAUUAUUUCCAUAUUAUGUUAAAUAUUCACAAAAGUAUAUGCAUUUAUUGAAUUCUCUGGAUAUAUCAAGGAAAAGUAAUAGUACAUCUUUACAAAUUAUGCUCUAUUUUCUUAAUUUAGAAAAUGCUAAAAACAGAAAAAAUUUAGAAGCUUUACAAGCAUAUAGUGACGAAUCUGCUAUAAAAAACAUUGAGUUAUUUUUACAAGAUGAAGAAAAAUAUAUCACAGAAUCUCAGAACAAAGCAUGCAAAAGUUUCAAUCUAGGAUUUAGUGAAAGAAGAACAAAUAUUUUAUAUUUAAACAAAUUAAUAAAUGACAAAAAAAAUAUAGGAAUUAUUCCAGAUAUUUAUGAAACCCUUGUAGAAUUAUUAAGAAUUGAAUAUUUUAGAAAACUUUUAAAUAUAACUAGAGAUAUAAUAAUGGCAAUUAUGCAUAUAAAUUCAAAGAAAAGUAAAAAGAGUUCACAAAAUAAAUCAAGAAAAAUAUUAACACAGGAGAUGCAAUCGACUUUACUAUCAAAACUAAAUGAUGAAAAACAAAAGUUGCAAGAAGUAAAAUUGAUUAUAAAAAAUUUAUAUAAAUUUGACAAUUUAAAAAAAAGUAUAGAAAAUUUUAAUAAAUCAUUGAUAACUACACAUAAAAAAACAGAGGGUAUCAUAACAAUUUUGGAGAGUGUUAAUCGUUUAUUGUGCAAUAACCAAAAUAAAGAACGUGAAGAUAAAAAAUUAGUUAAGAUAGAAAAUAUUUUGUUUGCUCUAUUUUUUGCUAGCAAAAAAAUAGAAAGAUUUCCUUGA